GCGGCAAACGGAAAAUGAAUGAUGUUUCUGUCCAUGUGGUUUUUAUUGUUAUUCAGAUGUAAAUGUUAUUAAAAAUGAAGGAUUUGAGUGAAACAAACGCUUCUCAGAAAGAAGCUGCAGUGUCUGCUUCUAUUUUGGACCAUUUCGAGUUGCUGAGAAAUCCCAAAGAUGACACGAAAUUAACCGGUGGCGCUAAGAUUUUAGCGAGUCUUCAGGGCAAUGAGAGUGAAAAAUGCCUGCAAUAUGUAUUGAAAAGAUUAGUGCGAAGUCUAGGCGCGAAUGUUCCCGAAGUGCGAACAGGGUACUUUGCGACUCUCGUAGGGCUGCUCACGAAGUUCGACCAAAUAAGUGCUUCGCAACUUUUCGAGCUAAUUAAGAAGGAGCUGCACGCUAGUCGGUCUUCUAAAAGUGAAGUUGGAGAUGUAGCUCUGGGUCAAAUCCUGGCAUGUGGAUCUAUAUUACGUUCUGGUCUGAUGUUACGGUGCUCUCAAGAUGAACAGAAACAGGUAGUUGAUAUGUUGCUGGCUGCUAGUAAGAAGAAAAGCUACUUGAACACUGUUACACAUUUGAUACUGCUGGAUUUUCUUAAUAGGCUAAACGAAGAACAGUUUUCAACAAUGAUCUGGCCGCACAUAAAAGAAGAUUUUAAGAAAGAACUCAAAGAACACACAUUAGAUUCAAUUUACUUUCUAAUCGUGGUCAGCCAAAAGUUUUCCAACAAAGUGAAGCUUAAGAAGCUCAUUGGUACUACCGUGAUAUUGGCUGAAGAGAAUUUACAGGAUAUUUGUGACAAACUUAUGGGAGGUAUUGACUUCAACACUGCCAACCAUCCAAUCUUUAAGGAAGUGGGUACUCAAAUUGCUAACUCACCACAUUUACUACAUUUUUGGACUACAGGCAUUGACUCACACCUUGUGAAACACAAUCGUAACAGAGAGCUAGUUGCUAUUAACAUUCUAACUGCCAUACUUAACAAUAUAAAAGAAAAUUACAUUAUAAUACCAGAAUUAUUAAGUCGAAAUUUCUUUAAACUUUUCAUGGAUUGGUUCAAAGGGCUCCAAACUGCCAGCAAAAUCAGAAACAAAAGAGAUAAUGAAGAUGAUCACAAAAUCAUGAUUAAAAAAGAAAAAGAACUCCUCAAUGCAUUGGCUAAGGCUAUGAAAUCAGAACAAGUUAACAGUAAAGUUAGGAUUGAAGUACUAAAAAAGCUGCUUCUGAAUCCUGGAGAAAUGAAUUUCACAGAAAUUACAGGAACAUCUAUUGUUAAAGCUACAAUAGCUGAUUUGGACAAGGAUGGAGUAAAAAAAAUGGCUAAGCUCUUCAAGGGUGUACUUCUUAAUACGUCUAAGAAAGCUAUAAAGGAGAAUGUGGAAAGAAACUGGUAUAACAAUGAAAGGGUAAAAGCUGCAGAGUUGCUGUCUUACUUGGUUAGCCAUGAGACUAUGAAAGAUGAUACAGAGUUCAGACUGACAUAUAUGAAAAUAUUGAUGUGCUUUGGAUUCUUUAAGAUUGGGGGAGACGAAAAUGUUCCAGUUAGCAGUGACUUAUCAGGUUCUAUCAAGUCCUGUUUUUACCGCUGCUUCACGUCACAUUUCUCCAAAGUAGAUAAUUUAGUUACAGUCUUGUCUUCAUUAUGUAAUUUUAUUUGUGCUAUCCUGAAAAAGGAAGAAGUUCGAGCUAAAAUGGAAAAACAGUUCCCUGAAGAGAAUAUGGAAUGCUGGAACAUGCUGAAAGAAGUUACUGAGACUAUUGAGAAGAUUGAUAACAAAUCAAAAAUUGAUAAAGUCUUCUUGAUUCUAUUAUAUCAACUUGGUCUGUUCCUGUUCUCAGAUCCUACAUAUGUGAAACUGGCCAAGAGUUCAAUAAAGGAGCUAAAGAGCUGUUAUGAACAUUUCAGGAAAACCAAGAAAAAAAAACCCAAGAAAGAAAACUUAUUCGAUGAACCAGAAUGGAUAGAGGUGUUGGUUGAAGUUUUGCUUUCUAUCCUGUCCGCGGAAUCAAGUGUUCUUAGAUCAGUUGUACAAUGCGUGUUUAGGCUUCUUUGGGAGUAUCUUACACCAACUUCUAUUGGACAGAUUGUGUCUGUGUUAGAUCCCGAAAACGAAGAUAAUCCUCUGACAGAUGGUAGCGAUUCUGAAGCUGAAGAUGGGGUAGCAAAUGAUGACGAGAGUGACGAUACAGAGAAUGAGGACGAAAACAAGGAUGACGAAAGUGACAGUGAUGUAGAGGAUGAUGAUGAUGAUCAAGAGAUGAAAACCCCCGAUCAACUCAGAAUGGCUGUCCAGAAAGCACUUGGCGUUGCUGUAAAUGAAUCUGAUGCAGAGAGCGUAGAUGCCGAUAUGAUUGACGAAGAAGAGGGCAGGAAACUUGAUGAAGCUCUUGCAGAAGCUUUUAAACAAUUCCACACAGGGAAAGGAAAAAAAUUAAAGAAAGAGCGUAAAGACAAAAAGGCUUUGUCAGACUUUAGAAUAAGGGCUCUUGAUCUUUUAGAUAUUUAUCUAGAAAAAGAUCCAUCAAUGGACAUAUGCUUAGGCAUGAUCGCUCCUCUUACAAGAUGCUUAGAAUUCUGCCUCGCCGAUUCGCAGUUUACUGAACUCGGCAACAGAGUCAGAAAAACAAUAAAGUUACUUACAAAAAUGCGAAAAUUUUCGACAACUGCAGACGUGACUAUUGACGUUUUAUGUGAUUAUUUGAAAGCUACGAUAGACAAGGGUUCAAGGUCACAUUUCAUGUUUCAAGCUUUGGGUGACGUCAUAACUUAUUUUGCAACAUUUAUAAUACACUGCUCACAGAAAAUUGAAAUCAGGAAACCUAAAUCACUAGCCAAGAGCAAAAAUACUUCAUCGCCAUUAGUAGUAAUCUUCAAAGAUGCUCUGCAGAAUUAUUUCCAGCAACGAAAUUGUUUACUCCCCAUUAUUUUCUUCCACAACGUUUUACAGUGCGAGUGGGAUGGAAACUACGAAAUAGUUCCCAUUCUAGUAAAGAAUGUUUUUAGUAACGAAGUACGUCAAUUCCGUCGGAACGAGGGCUUGGAGCUAAUAGCAGGUUUCUAUCGCUCCUUGAAAAGGUGUAAACCCACAUCUGAUAAAAUACUAAAAACACUAUCAGAAAUGGAAUCUGAAUUUGAAUACACGUUGAAGAACGCCUUACAAAGAGAAGAUUUCGAAGUGAAAAAUAACUUUUUUGUCGUAUUGAAAAAAUUGCUCAAAACAAUGGAAGAUUUCCAUACAAGCUGCCAACUUCACUCCAGUAUAGAUUUUAACGCAUUGUCAGAAUUUAUUAGUUCGAGCAAGGGGACUGUUAAGAUUAAGAAUAACAAUAAAUCUAAAUCAAAUGAAACUCAAAUUCAACAAAAUGCUAAUCAGAAGAAAAAGAAAAAGAAGAACAAGAGGAAACGGAAAGCAUUUCAAAUUAAUGGUAAUGUUGAACCACCACAGAAGAAAAUCAAGACAGAGUCUGCUCCUGAAGGUUUAAGUGAAAGUGAAUAA
Molecule: messenger RNA, 3488 nt
Organism: Hyposmocoma kahamanoa
Lineage: Eukaryota; Metazoa; Arthropoda; Insecta; Lepidoptera; Cosmopterigidae
Gene: Mybbp1A
Exons: 6
Coding region: 75-3488 (1137 amino acids)
Biological process (GO): regulation of DNA-templated transcription
Cellular component (GO): nucleolus
Molecular function (GO): transcription corepressor activity; sequence-specific DNA binding; transcription factor binding
Source: RefSeq, a predicted model, not a curated record